AUGUCGGUACACUAUAAAUUUAAGAGUACCCUCAACUUCGAUACAAUUACGUUCGAUGGACUUCACAUUUCGGUCGGGGACUUGAAAAGGGAGAUUGUGCAGCAGAAGCGAUUGGGUAAAAUAAUUGACUUUGAUCUUCAAAUCACAAACGCGCAGAGCAAAGAAGAAUACAAGGACGAUGGAGUGCUUAUCCCCAAAAACACCACGCUGAUCAUAUCGCGCAUUCCCAUUGCCCAUCCCACGAAGAAAGGCUGGGAGCCGCCAGCUGCGGAAAAUGCUUUUUCGCCAGCGCCAACCAAGCAGGACAACUUUAACAUGGACCUGUCGAAAAUGCAAGGUACCGAGGAGGACAAAAUCCAAGCGAUGAUGAUGCAGAGCACUGUUGACUAUGAUCCCAAGACGUACCAUCGCAUUAAAGGCCAAUCCCAAGUGGGCGAAGUUCCGGCAUCGUAUAGAUGCAACAAGUGCAAGAAAAGCGGUCACUGGAUCAAGAACUGCCCCUUUGUUACUGGAAAGGACCAGCAAGAGGUCAAAAGGAAUACUGGAAUUCCACGAUCUUUCAGGGACAAACCGGAUGCGGCAGAGAACGAAUCAUCUGAUUUUGUGCUGCCUGCUGUCCAAAAUCAGGAGAUCCCCGAAGACCUGAUAUGCGGCAUAUGUCGUGAUAUAUUCGUUGAUGCCGUCAUGAUACCCUGCUGCGGUAGUUCAUUUUGUGACGACUGUGUGCGCACUUCGUUAUUGGAGUCCGAGGAUAGUGAGUGCCCCGACUGCAAGGAGAAAAACUGCUCUCCUGGCUCCCUUAUUCCUAACCGAUUUUUAAGGAAUUCGGUUAAUGCCUUUAAAAACGAGACUGGCUAUAACAAAAGCGCGGUUAAAUCAGCCCCUGUAAAAAACGAGGAAAAGCCUCCUGUAGAAAAAGAAGAGGAGGAAAAGCCGGCUAAGGAAGAGGAAACCCUAGAGGCUGAGGUCAAAACUGAUAAGCAGGAUGAAACGGAAACUAAUGGAAAAAAGCCACCGAAGUCCGAGUCCCCAGAACCUCCUUCAACUGCAGAGCCUUCACAAAAAGAGAAAGAGAAAGAUAAAUAUGAUUCUGACUAUGAGGAUAAUAUAACCAUCAAAAUGCCCAAACCUGCUGCUGAACCCGCAUCAGUUCCGAGCAAGAGAUCUCCAACAUAUUCCCAAAGGUCCAGUGAGUCCUCUCACCGACGUGAAAGGUCGGACUAUGUUUCGGAUCACGAUCACAAGCACCACCGUCCAUCGAAAUCGGAGUCUGGCAACAAAGAUCGGAGUCUUCUGCCCACGCCUAUUGGCACUGUACCCAGCUACCAAGGGCACAUGAUGAAUGAAGCGGAAGACGCUCGACGAUCGAGUGCCUAUAAGCCCCAAUACAUGCCAAUGCAACGUGGACCACCCCCCAUGCACAUGAUGGGCCACCACAUGCCAGCCUACAACAACGGAUACAACAACAUGGGACAGAGGCCUCCUCUAAGCUAUGUACCGUAUCAGAACCAAUCCGUACACCCAAUGCGUACACCUUACGGAUCUGCAGGCGGAAAUAUGAAUAUGAAUAUGUCACAACCAUUUCAGUCCCCAAAUUUAGCCUCGAUAUAUCAAGGGGUAGCAGCAAAGGUCGGUUCCGGUCUAAUUGACGAUCCAUUGGAAGCCUUUAACCGCAUCAUGAAGGAGAAGGAGCGCAAGAAGGUGGACCGAUUUCGAAGUUCAGACCGCCACAGGUCGAGGUCUCCGGAUAGGCAGAGGCACCGCUUCAAGUCUCCCAUGUACGAGAAGGAUUGCCCCAGGGACAGUCUGAAGGAAAAAAGGCCGCGAUCCCGGGAAAGAAAGCGAGAACAUAGCUAUGAACGGCAUAUGCGUCACCCUCGUUCAAGUCGCCAGACCAACGAUGGCUCCAAAUCUCCAGGUGGUAGAAUCAAGAGAUCCGGACAUCGUCGCUCUGCGUCACCUAAGCCGGCGUAUAAGAGUGAUUACAGGGACAAGUCGUAUAACAAGCCCUUCACGCCAAAACCAGAGCAAGUUGAGCCUCCUCCGCCCGGGUUCGAGCCGUUGCAGCUGCAGGAUGACGAUGACUACAAGAGCAAGCAUCUGGCCAGCUCAGAACAAUCACAUGGCAGCAGCAGCAAGGGUGGAAGCCACAAGAAGAGCGAGGAGGCCAGGCACGAGGAGGCGCCACGCAAGAGGCACAGGUCUCGCAGCAGGAGCAAGGAGCCGAAGCCGAUCGACAGCAGCUACAGGAGCCUGACGCCGCCAGCGAAGAUCACCACACCGAAAAUGACCGCUGCUCAGUUGCGCGAACGCGAAUGUUCACCAAAAACGCCGGAAAGAACCCACGAUGAGUAUUUGCCAGCGAAGGCUAGAGUUAUUGCCUCCCAGCCCGCCAUCGACGACUCGGAAGUGGGGCCCAAUGUAGGAAAGGAGAACAAGGUUAAAAGUCCGUCGUCGAAGGAACGCAAGAAGAAGAAGAAGGACAAGGCUGAACGCAAGAAAAAUAAGAAGGAUAAGCGGGCUAAGAAGGAGAAAGGAGAGCGUCAGAAGAAGAGCUCCUCGUUAAAUCGAUCUGACUCGGAUAUUAACAACAGUUCAAUCGUAAAUGAGACAACUUUUAAGAUCCUAACAUCUCCCAGGGCCAGUCCCAACAUUGAGAUAGAAGCGGCUCUCCUUUCCCCCGCCCAUAACGCCAGUGAAAAUCUUAAUCCCAAAAAGAGUCAAGCCUACCUAAACGUUGAUGUCGCUAGCGAUGAUAAUCUCGGCUCAAGAAGCAAACGUAGCGAGGCUAAUUCUAUUAAUCUAUCCAAGUGGGAACUGGAGGAGAAUAACAUAAGUUUGGAAGAUUCCUCAAAGAAAUCGGUUGCAUCUUUAGAUGACCAGUCUGAAAUAACUUCAGAUGUCCUGCGCAAAGCGGAGAAUGCAAUAUUUGCCAAGGCUAUAAACGCUAUAAGACCCGUGGAAUUUCAAGUUAUUAUCAACUCCAAGGACAAUAGCAAGGACCGUUCUGUAAUUAGAAAUGACAAGGAUCGCUCGCCUUCGCCCAGGCGUACCAGCAGUAAGUCGGUAAAGGAAAGGCUGGGCAAUAAGGUUCCGCGAGACAGAAGCCGUUCGCCAGACAAGUCAAAGGGCAGGCAGAGGGAGGCGGUGAGGAAAAGCUCUGACGACGAUGCGAACCGUGGUAGGUCGGAUCGUCAUGGCAGCAGGAAGAGGGAGAACAAAUCCCGCGACAGGUCCGCGCCUUCCGAGAAAAGACAGGAGCGUUCGUAUAAACGUAGUACUCCCGAGGACGACAAGUCAAGGCGUCAGUAUAAGGAGCGUUCAGACCCCAAGCUCGCAAAGUAUGAUCAAAUCAAUAGCGACGACUCAGAUCGAAGGGCGGCUAGAAACACAAAAUCCAGCGACGGCCGAGUGGUAUCCUCUGUUACAGCCGUGGCAGCUCCACCUAAGCCCUGUCGUCCAGACAAUCCGUUCAGGAAAUUCGUCGACAACAGUUCGUCGAGCAGCUUAGUUGUAAAAUAUGAUAAUACGAUACAGAUUGACGGCGCGUCCUCGGACAACAGCUUGGAGCACAGGAAGCCCAAGGAUAAGAAACUGAAGAAGCAUGCUAAGUAUUCUUCGACCGAAUCGUUGAGGAGUGAGAAACGUAAAGAUCUAAAAAGCAAAAAGAAGAGCAAAGUUUUGAAAAAGAAGAAAAAAUCAAAGAAGUAGGUUACGCUUAGGCUUUGAGAUAAGAAAUAUAUAAAUAUUGAAGAUUUCUGUGUACAAAUCAAAGAUUUUUAAUGUAUGUAUUUAUCAUGCAACUAAGUAUACAAAUAAAACAGAACUACUCAAGGAAAUGUAAA
This is a messenger RNA of Drosophila suzukii, 3845 nucleotides long. NCBI's taxonomy places the organism in Eukaryota, Metazoa, Arthropoda, Insecta, Diptera, Drosophilidae. The record is from RefSeq and is a predicted model, not a curated record.